Symbiodinium natans is the source of this 2709-nucleotide messenger RNA. Lineage: Eukaryota; Dinophyceae; Suessiales; Symbiodiniaceae. The record is from the annotation of a GenBank genome assembly.
AUGCAAGUCUUCAAUGAGACAUAUGACAUUGAGACCACCUUGCUCCACGUAGCCGCCGCCUGGUCCACCCGGGAGGUCCUGCAGGUGCUGUUGGCCGCUUGGCCGGCGGGCGUGCAAGCAAGAGAUAGCUGGCUCAGAGCACCCCUGCACGACGCCUGCGCCUCUGGAAAGGUGGAGAACUAUCAGCUCCUCGUGGAACUUUGGCCGGAUGCGCUGGAGAUUGCUGACGGUUUAUGGGGCCAGCUGCCCCUGCAUCUUGCGGCUCGAUCGAGCCAUCUGGACGUGGUGCGGCUCCUGGCAGAGCGGUGGCCCGACGGGGUCUGGGUUCCUGACAAACACGGCCGGCUGCCCCUGCAUCUUGCGGCUGACGAUGGCCAUGCGGACACGGUGCGGUUGCUGGUGGAGUGGUGGCCCGACGGGGUCGAGGCGACUGACUUCCGCGGAUGGCUGCCCCUGCAUUUUGCGGCUAGACAUCUGGAUGCGGCGCGGCUCCUGGCGGAGCAGUGGCCCGACGGGGUCAGAGUGCCUGACAACGACGGCUGGAUUCCCCUGCAUGUUGCGGCUCGAGAUGGCAAUCUGGACAGUCUGGACGUCGUGCGAUUCCUGGUGGGGCAGUGGCCCGACGGGCUCAACGUGCCUGACAAGCAUGACGGUCAGAACCCCCUGCAUCAUGCGGUUGAAUUGGGCCGUCUGGAGAUGGUGCGGCUCCUGGUGGAGCUGUGGCCCGACGGGGUCAAGGUUUCUGACGGAUUCGGUCAGAUACCCUUGCAUCUUGCGUCUAAAGGGUAUGGAAAUCUGGACACGGCGCGAUUCCUGGCGGAGCAGUGGCCCGACGGGGUCAGCGUGCCUGACAACGAUGGUCAGACGCCCCUGCAUAUCGCAGCUGAGUCUGGUCAUUGGGACACUGCCGUUUGGCUCUUUCAGAGGCACCCGCCGCUGCAGCCACUUUCCUUGACUCCCAUGUUGGACUGUCGGCUCGUGAUUGAGGGGGCCUGCAACAGCAGUGAGGGCAGUCAUUCCUGGCGGGGCGCUGCGACAGAUCUGCAUUGCUCAAAUCCAGAACGCCUUUUGAAGCCGGCAUUGCUGCGAUGGCUGGAGGUCUGCGGCGGGCGCCCCCACUGGUCAGACCGUUUUGGUACGCUUGUGGACCGGCUGGAGGACCCCGAGGCGAAGGACUUCUUGGAAUCCCGUGGGACGCUAGAGGAAUUCGUCGGGGGGCUCCUGUCAGAUUGGGCCAACUGGGUGAGUAUGAUCUCCGCCGCAAGCGCAGCCUGCGUCUUCGUGCCGCUGGAGUGGCUGGCAAGCAAGUGGAUGCAGGGGCGAGGUAAGGGGCCAGCAGAAGACGAGGUGGUUGCAGAUCCAUUCUUACCGGGUGCCAUAGACUUGGUGGCCAAAGCUUUUGCAAGGCGUGCAUGGCUGCUCAGGCUCUGGCGCUGGCUCGAAGUCGCGGUUGCCGUCUUUUGGCUCGGCUUCUCGCUCUUGCUCAUGAACUGGGUGUGGUGGGUGCCCCUGGUGGCACUGACCUACAUUGUCCCGGCAGUCCCAUUCCACGGAGUCUGGCACCUGCUCCGAGAGCCCGUGCUGGCCAUCAUGACUCGGGGCACUGCUGCACAGGUGGCUGGUCUCCUUCGCACAGUUGUUCUGUCAGCAAUAUUUAUGGUGGCAUUUGGUGCUGACCAAUUCCGUGUGUUGGAAGACAGUCCUGUGCUGCAGACUUGGGUAUUUGACCACAUGCUGAACCCCCUCUACUCCAAGUGGUAUACACUGACUCUAGAUGGGUGGCGUGAGAGUCGACUCCAUGAUCACUGGUUGUUUCAAUGGGCUCCGGACAUAACCGGUUUCGACCUGUUCGCACUUGUGAGAGACCUGCUCCUGGGCUUGGUCCUCCUGUACAUGGUGAGUUUGCUUUGCAUGGCCGUACUCAGAUGCAUGCUCCACUGGAUUGAUGGGUGUGGCGACCGUCCUCAGUCCAUGCCAGACAGCGACACCAUGAAUAGGUUGAGACAGCAGGUGGUCCAGGGUUUGCUCAAAACACCCAGGGACAAGUUUCCCGAUGCAACUGAUGUGCACGGGAAGAUCGAACCCGUCAUGGCUCUUACUUGGCCCUGGCGCGGCGGGGGGCUGUUGCAACGUGUGGCUUUGCUGCUGCUGGAUGUCGGCCUUGACAUCAACACUGUUUUCACUUUCCUGGCCGCGCAGCAGUACGUGCUUGCUGCCAUGACAGUCUUCCUUAUGGUCCGCAGCUGCCUCAAGCAACUGUUGAUCCUCGCCCCUUGGCGUCUUCGCGAGGCGAUCCUCGCGAGCCACCAGCGGGGCAUCGUGCGGAAGGACCUCAGGGACUUCUUAGAGGAGGAGAAACGCUCAGAGGCUUUCUACUGUGGCUGCAUCACGGGCUACUCCAUCUGCUUUUCCGCGAAGACUGCUGAUCAAGUGCUCGUGCAGGUUUGCAGUCUCUUGCUGAGCACAUGGCUUUUCUCAGGCUAUGCUGUGCGAGUGUGCGACCUGGACUUCGAAAUGGAUGAGGAAAGGGUAAUGGAUGAGGAGGCACCCCCAACUCUGGGUCAAGACGCUCCUUCAGAAGAUGCCCCAGCGGAGGCUGCGGACUCUCCUGCACAACAGAUGCCUCAGAACGCAGAGCUUGAUGAGACGGCUGCCAUCUCCGCAGUUGCCAGUGACGUGAGGGUGGCGGCCGACAGUAUCUCAGUUUGA